UUACAUUGCACCUGUGCGUAGCCAGAGCGGGUCGCUAGUAUAUAAUAUUUCUUUAUCCAAAAUAUUGGCAUUGAUGAGUAUCAUAGCAACAGCUAUAUCAUUAAUUUUUUUAAGUCAUAAAAAUUAUUGUUUGCGUAGACACAUUCAAAUAUUUUUUAUUCGAACUGACAUAGAUCUGUGUCUUUGAUAGUUGUUUAGAAUUUUCUUUUUUAUACUUUUAUUUAUUUAUCUUAUCUUUAAAAACUUUCCAAAUAUUUAAAUAAUAUUGAAAAUUACACUUUAAAUUAUAAAUAUGUACUUACUGUAAUAAUUUGAGGGAUUUUUUUCCCAAAAUAAAAUUAAUUUAUAAUAUUGAAUAAUUUAACCUUAAUUUUAAAUUACAUGCAAAUAAAACCAAAUUCAAUUAUGAAAGAACCAAAUAAAGAAUGGUUUAUCAAUGCACCAUGGGGUAAAAUAGCAAUGAUAUCCUGGGGUAAUCCCGAUGGUGAGCCAGUGUUGCUGGUACACGGCCGUUCAGACAGUGUAGCCACAUUCAUCCCACUGUUGGAGUUACUGCCAGAUAAUUACCACUAUGUGGGUGCAGAUUUGCCUGGAAAUGGAAAGUCGGAUCCGUUCCCUGUCGGUGUCACACUGUGUCGUAUCCACUUCUUGGGUGCCCUGGAGGUUAUCGUCAACCACCUCAAGUGGGAUCAGUUCACUUAUAUCGGACACUCCAACGGCUGUGACCAGGGCCUAUUCUACAACGUCAUCUACCCUGGCCGCGUUAAAAAGUUCAUUCUACUCGAUGGCUCAAUGGCCAUGCAGCGUCUACAGAUCCACAAUAUGUCGGAAUAUUUCGACGCCUUCUACGCGGAAUAUUAUGAUAAUUAUAAAAAAUAUAACGUGGACGACAGAGUUUACACGAAAAAGAGGGCCAUCGACGCUGUCAUAAGGGCCAGGGGACUGGACGUGGAGAAAGCGGAGAUAGCGCUGUCCAGAAGCUUGAAGUGUAUCAGCGAUGAUCAAUACAAACUCUCGUGGGACCGUCGCCUCCGAUUCCCUGCCCCCCAAAAUUACUCCCCCGACUAUUAUUACCAAUUGUUCUCAAGAAAUUCACCCCCCACUCUGCACAUACAGUGUACAUUAAGUCAGGGCUACUUACCAGGGAAGGCGCACGUCGAAAAACUACUCUCAGACCUAUCAAAGAACAUGCAACAUUUUGUAUUGGUAACAGUCGAAGGUGACCACGAUGUCCACUUGACGAAUCCGGACAGAAUAAUUGGAUACAUUAAAGAUUUUUUGAAUCGUGAUUUUAAAAAAGAGAAGUGUAAAUUAUAGUUGAUGUUUUGGUUAUUUCAUUAGCAUUAUUUUGUUUAAUUCCGCUAUCGUUAGUAUGCGUGCGACUGGCAACACUCGAAGAUUGACCACCAUUAUUACUAGCAGAAGUUCCAGAACCUUCCAUAUUAGACAUCAAUCUCCGACUGUUAUUUUGUUUAGUCCUCUAAAAUACCUUCACAGUUUGGUAUUUUGAUAGUUUAAAAAUCUUGGUAUAAUUUCGCUUCAUCUCGGUACGCUAUCUAGAAGUGGUCUUGUUUUCUUCUGUAAUCCACGCGAGCGAAGUAGCGGGCAUAAAGCUAGUUUAUAAUAUUAGUUGUGGUUCAAAUGAGUUUUUGAUGUAUUAAUAAUGGUGUGUUAACCCUGUCAGCGCUAUCGGUAUUCGCUGGUGGGGCACCAGUGAAGGGUGGGAGGGAUUAAGGGCUUUGGAUAUAUCAAUAAAUUAUUUCUGUAUAUAAAAUGUGAUUAUGGUGCAAUACUCGGUAUUAUUGUAUAUAUAUAUAUAUAUAUAUAUAUAUAUAUAUGUAUAUAUAUAUAUAUACAUAUAUAUAUAUAUAUAUAUAUAUAUAUAUAUAUAUAUAUAUAUAUAUAUAUAUAUAUAUAUUCUAUACUUGACAUAGACAAUAUUUUUACUUCGUCUUUUAAUUACUAGAAAUAGAACAGAAAAGUCUAGUAUAUAGUAGUAAUAAAAAAAAAAAUUUAGCGACCUACCCGGCUUCGAGCGAUUUGUAUACACAAUACCUUUUGAAGAAAGUAUAUAGAAAUAUGAUUGAAACCCGCAUCAAGUACAAUUAAAUUUCGCAGUUUUAAAAUAAAAAAAAAAGCAUUUAGUCCGCCUUUUGUACCUUUUGUAAUAUGGUCAAUAAAGAAUAAAUAAAAAAGUCACCUUCGAAACAGCAACUUUUAAAAAGAAAAAGUGUUUUUUUUUAUAUUUGUAAAAAAAUAUAGAAGCAUUUUUAAUAAAUGCACAAUAUAAAUGACAACUUAUUUAUACCAUAAAUGCGAAAGUUUGUAACUUUGGAUGGAUGUAUGUUUGUUACUCUUUCAUGCAAAAACUACUGAACGGAUUUGAAUGAAAUUUGGUACACAGAUAGAUUAUAUCCUAACUUAGCAUACAGGAUACUUUAUGUACUAAAUCACGCGGGCGGAGCCGCGGGAUACGAUCGGUAAAUAAUUUGUCAUUCGUUUUUUUAUGUACCUACUGCUAUUUCAGAAAUAAAAUAUGCCGAGAUGUGUUAAAUAUAGAAAAACAUUAUAACAUUUGAUUAUUUACUUGUUAUUGUUAUUAUUUAAAUAAAUUAUAUAAUAUACUAUUAUGA
This is a messenger RNA of Galleria mellonella (greater wax moth), 2633 nucleotides long. Its product is annotated as serine hydrolase-like protein. The transcript has 5 exons. The record is from RefSeq and is a predicted model, not a curated record. Lineage: Eukaryota; Metazoa; Arthropoda; Insecta; Lepidoptera; Pyralidae. Bases 382 to 1317 code for a protein of 311 amino acids.